Messenger RNA from Plodia interpunctella (Indianmeal moth), 1328 nucleotides. It is a transcript of the gene mRpS31, whose product is annotated as mitochondrial ribosomal protein S31. The transcript is spliced from 6 exons. NCBI's taxonomy places the organism in Eukaryota, Metazoa, Arthropoda, Insecta, Lepidoptera, Pyralidae. The record is from RefSeq and is a predicted model, not a curated record. Gene Ontology annotation, molecular function: structural constituent of ribosome. Gene Ontology annotation, cellular component: mitochondrial small ribosomal subunit. Bases 125 to 1222 code for a protein of 365 amino acids.
GGUCACUGUCACUCUCAUUAUUGUCAUUGUCAUUAAAAAAAUCCUCUGAGAAAAAAAAUACACACAUAACCUCAAAUUUUUCUCGUUUAAAAUUUUGAUUAAACUCUUCAUUACUCAAAAAACAAUGUUAAGCAGAAUCCGAGUAAGACGAGACUUUAGGUUAAUUGCCAGGUAUUUCUCCGAUAAAUCAGAUGGUGAAGAAAAAUUGCCACAAAUAAAUAAGAAAACGCAAGAUGGGCCCAAGAAGCAAGAAGACAGUACAGAAAAAAUUCAAGAGUUGUUGAAAUUGAUGAUGGCCCAACCCAAAGUUUCUGAUAAUGAGUACAGUGAAAAGUUUGUAACCGCCCCGAGCAUACCGAGGAGGAGGAAACAGAAGUCGGAUGAAAUUGAAGUUAAAACACAGAAAAUUGAGGAAGAUAUUACCAAAGCUGCCAGCGAGGUGGCUCAGGCCAUAGGUGGAGAUGUCAAACAGACUGAAGCAGAAUUAUUGUCCAAAGUGCUUGGUAAAAUCAACCAAAAUUCUACCUCUUUGAGUGACCUCUUAAUUGGGAUGAAAGUGGAUCGCACAAAGGAAAGUGAGGAUGACCAUCUCAAGACGGAAUCUAGAAUGGACAGGGGCCAACAAGUAAAACGGCUGGUGAACAAGAACCGAGAUGAAGCAUCCAGGACUCGUUUCACUCAACGCAAGGAGCGGCAACUGCCAACCAGGGAAAGGCCGAAACCAAGUAAAAGUUUACCACAAGCAACAAUGAUCAAUAUAUUUAGUGGGGAACCUCUGGGGAUCUUCAAGGCUAACGAGGGUAACUAUGGAACCAAGUUGGAAGUAUGGGAUCAACUGAAGCAGCGAGAACUCACGCUGGCCACAUCGCAGCCUCCAGCCAACUACUUCGAGAAGAUGAUCCUGUGGACUGAGCAAGGAAAGGUCUGGAAGUUCCCCAUCAACAAUGAACAAGGCAUAGAAGAAGAACAAAACGUCCCAUUCACAGAACACAUCUUCCUAGAUUCCCAUCUUGAGGGUUGGUGCCCCAAGAAAGGGCCUAUCAGACAUUUCAUGGAGCUGGUGUGUGUCGGCCUCUCCAAGAAUGCUUUCUACACGGUCCAAGAGAAGAAAGACCAUAUAAUGUGGUACAAAGAGUAUUUUGAGUCCAAAAAGGAUAUUUUGAAAGAAGUGGGUGCGUGGGACAUGGGGACCAAACCACAGAGCAGUGAAGCGUCAAAGUAAAGCAGUUUAAAAUUUUAUUAGGUACAGAUAACUCUUAGGUAUUUUUUGUUAUAAAAUUAAUAAGUGCAACCUCAAUGUGUAUAAAUAAACAUUAUUGCAAACUACA